ACGUAUACUAACAGUAUUAAUGAGCGUUGGCAGCACUCUAUGCUGCCAAAUGAUUGUAUGUUCAAACGAUUUACCAGUUUCAAAUAAGUUUUAGAGUGACUGAACAUACCUCUUAGAUCUUGGUUAUUGGAACAGUGAUAAAUGCAAAUGUAAAUAGAUGUUCGAAGCAAAUGCAGGGGGUUUGAGUAUAUAGUUAGUUAUCUUAUAUAUAUAAAAAAGUGAGUAAGAGUCUAAAACUGAAUUGUUGGAACUGAAGCGAUUGAAAAUGUCUGUGCAAGUAAAUGAUCUUCCGCCCUCUUAUGACGAAGCUACUGGCAGUUCAUUAAUAGAUAAUACAAAAUCUGGAUCAAAUUUGGAUGCAAAUGCAAAAGACACAACAUUUAAUUCUGUUGUUAAACCAACAGCGCCUUCCCCGAUAAUAAAUUCAUAUGGUGCGUUGGAAACAACACCAGUAAGUGUUGAGGAUCCAUCUGAUGGUGAAGCUGACACUUUACCAAUCCCCAGAAUAGCAAUUGGUGAUUGUCCUGCUUGUCGCGUAGGUCAGUUGGAGGAUGGUUACUCCUGUUUAGGAUUAGUUUGUGCCAUCGUACUGUUUCCAAUUGGUAUAAUAUGCUGCAUGGCGAUGAAAAAUAAACGCUGUCCUAGUUGUGGGACAGAAUUUUAAAUUACGCAUAAAAUAAAUUGAAUGAUAAAUUUUAAAACGCCCAAAUAGAAAAUGAAAAUAAAAGUUCUCACCAUAUCGCUGAUUAAACAAGUGUGGCAUUUAACGAAAAAAAAUACCAAAUAUAUGAUAUUAUCUCGAACAUUAAAUAUUAAACAAAUUUCUAUUAUAUUAAUUAAUAAAGCGUUUAUUCUAUUGGUGCGUAAAUGUAGUUGAAAAGGCUCUAAUGAUUGUGUUAAACUUCGCGUCUUAGACUGAUAUUGGAUACGUUUUUAUAUUUAAAUCUCUACUAUUAUUGUUCAGAUACCUAAACUUUUUACGCUUGACUCUAAUUUGUAUUAUACUAUAUAAAUAAAAAGUGACAU
Messenger RNA from Teleopsis dalmanni, 1026 nucleotides. RefSeq lists its product as uncharacterized. The record is from RefSeq and is a predicted model, not a curated record. The transcript is spliced from 3 exons. Bases 266 to 664 code for a protein of 132 amino acids. Lineage: Eukaryota; Metazoa; Arthropoda; Insecta; Diptera; Diopsidae.